This is a messenger RNA of Tarenaya hassleriana, 2562 nucleotides long. RefSeq lists its product as uncharacterized. Bases 49 to 2127 code for a protein of 692 amino acids. The record is from RefSeq and is a predicted model, not a curated record. The transcript is spliced from 7 exons. Gene Ontology annotation, molecular function: protein binding. NCBI's taxonomy places the organism in Eukaryota, Viridiplantae, Streptophyta, Magnoliopsida, Brassicales, Cleomaceae.
GUUUCUUUGUUUCUUACUGAAACUGAGACUGUAAACUUGUGAGAAAAAAUGGAGAUGAAGGAGAAGGAAUCUGCACAAGUACAUCGGGAAAAUGCUUCCCCCCCGGCCUCUCCGUUCGUGUUUGCUAACCCCAAACCCCCAGGAGACCCUCAGAACCCGUCUGCGUCCGAAGAUAUCCACCGCCGCAUAAACCUCACCAGGAGUCCUUUCCGGGUUGCGAAUCUGCAGGUCCCAAAUGACGUUAGGCCCGAAAACGCCCUGAGGAACAAUCCGUUUGGUUUCGACGGUCCCAACAUCGAGGCGUUCGUUCCUCCGGCUCCUCCUCCCACCAAGAGGGUGACGAACGAGUUCUACGAGUAUCUACCGUUGGGCCGAGCGAUAAGCAGAGGCGAUCUCCGAGCCGUGAAGGACUUUCUGAACCUCAGGCCGGAUGCCAUUACCGCGUGGAUAGACUUCUACGAGACUCCAUUGCUCAAAGCUUGUAGCUGUGGAAGGCCGGAGAUCGUGAAGGAGCUUUUACGGAGAAUGACGCCCGAGCAAAUGAUCAGCCCGAGGGAAAACGAGAAUUUUCCUUACCAUACUCCUUUAACCGUAGCUUCUGUCAAUGGAAACAUGGAGAUUGCCGAGGCCCUUGUUGCGAAGAACCCGAAGCUUCUAGAGGUUCCGGGACAUGGCAGCCAGAUACCUGUUGUGAAAGCAGUCAUGGCCGCUCAGAAGGAAAUGGCUCGCUUUCUUUAUCCCCUGACCCCUCUUCCCGUUCUGCUCGCUUACGACGGAUUCCAAGGGAGCUUACUCCUCAGGAAUUCCAUAGUCUAUGGAAUGCUCGAUAUUGCGUUGGACGUCUUCGAAGCCUGCCCUCGCAUGGGGGUUGCUAAACAUCCUCUUAUACCGUUCCCUCCCAUCUCUAGUUUGGCCCUACGGUCCGAUUUGUUUCUAAGUGGCUGCGAUCUUGGAUUCUGGCAACGCCUGAUCUACUCUUGUGUAGAAGUGAAGCCUCAGAUUGAUUCAGAGACUUCAAGCUCAAGCCGAAACCAAUAUCAAAGUAUUCUCUGGAAGAUUCUUCAAUGUCUCCCGAAAUGGUUUGGAAUAGAUCGUAUAUGUGAACUGAAAGAGAUGCAUUUGAAAGCAGUUCAGCUCGUACGAGGAAUGUCCGAAGAAAUCUCGGCCAUGGGGAAGAUAGAACGCUCGCAGAACGGAUUUGAAGAAGCCUUCUUCUUCGCCGUGAGAAGCGGAAACAAGGAACUCCUGGUUGAGAUGAUAAAACGCAACUCCGAGUUCCUGUGGGUGUCCGAAAACAGUUCUCACAGUAACAUCUUCCUGUUGGCCGUGGAGUUCCGACAGGAAAAGAUCUUCAACCUGUUGUAUGGUUUGGAUGAGAGAAGAGACAUGUUGCUGACGGGAACAGACAAUGUCAGUAACGGAAUUCUUCAUAUCGCCGGUCGUAUCUCUCCGCCGGAUGUUCUCGCUCAGGUCCCUGGUGCGGCUCUCCAGAUGCAAAGAGAGCUUCAAUGGUUCAAGGAAGUAGAGAGGCUAGCACCGGAAAUAGAUAAAGUGAUGCAGAACGCGGAAGGUCUCAGGCCGCGAGACAUAUUCGACGCAGCUCACGGGCCGCUGAGAAAAGAAGCCGAGGAAUGGAUGAAAGGCACCGCCACAUCGUGCAGCCUCGUGGCCGCGCUCAUCGCCACAGUCACAUUCCAAGCCAUAUUCACCGUCCCGGGAGGCACGGAUCAAGCCUCCGGAAACCCUCUUCAUCUCAGAGAAGCUCGGUUCAUGGUGUUCGUCAUCUCGGAUAUCAUCUCGUUCUUCGCAUCUUGCACUUCCGUACUCAUAUUCCUCGGCAUGCUCACGGCAAGAUACUCUUUGGACGAUUUCCUCGUCUCUCUUCCCUCCAAGAUGAUCGCGGGUCUAUCGACUCAGUUCAUAUCGGUCGCCGCCAUGCUCGUGGCGUUCUCGACCGCGCUUUUCACGAUGCUGGAAGAGAUGCCGAAGCUCGCGAUCCCGGUUUUACCCCUCACUUGCCUCCCCACCGCCCUCUUCGUCAUGUUUCAGUACCCUCUUCUUAAGGAGUUUAUAGCUUCCACUUAUGGCAGAGGAAUCUUCAAGCGGGACACCGAGCGUUGGUUAUAAUGUGGAUCAUAUGUUCUGAUGUUUUCCGAUGUUGGAUCUGAAUCCAAUUCCUUUUCCUUCUCUGUGUGUUGUCUUUGUUUGUAACAAGUUUUCGUAAACGAAUAAGAAACCGAGUCGCUUGUUCGACUCACAGGAUGCCAAGACUCGUCAUUCUCGACAUGGCCGUACGUGGUUCUGGUCCGGUGGUGAGUUAUGUGGCUGCAGGAAGUCACAUCACAUGAAGAAGAUGAGAGAUUCUGAAAUGAUUCCGAAUCUGAUUUGUCAGAGUUUUGGUUCCGACGUCUGAAUUCAAAAGUGGGGUCAUGUUUUGCUGUAACGGUCAAUAACGGUAAAUGUUCAGUUUCAUUGCCAUUUUGCUUCGAGUUUCAAGAUAAAAACGGUUGGUUUCUAACCAAAACUAUUUUUAAGGAUUAAAAAAGGUUAUUUAUUUAUUUA